Molecule: messenger RNA, 1379 nt
Organism: Dinoponera quadriceps
Lineage: Eukaryota; Metazoa; Arthropoda; Insecta; Hymenoptera; Formicidae
Exons: 4
Coding region: 74-619 (181 amino acids)
Source: RefSeq, a predicted model, not a curated record
UAUAAAAGCAUACUGCGUCGCCCCUCGGAUACGUAGUGUUUUCCCGCGUACCGCACCAGAAAAACUGUCCACCAUGAAGUUCUUCAUUGUCCUGCUCGCUGUUGUAGCGGCCGCUAGCGCUGGAUAUGUCGGUGGACACGGCGGUGGAUAUGGCGGUGGAUACGUCGGUGGAUACGGUGGUGGCCACGCCAUCGCCCAGCCCUGGGUAGCUCCGGCCGCAUUGGUGCACGCUUCAGUGGCGCACAGCCCGGUGGUGCACGCGCCCCAGCCUUGGGUCGCAGCCCAGCCUUGGGUCGCACCCCAGCCUUGGGUCGCGCCCCAGCCUUGGGUCGCGGCCGCGCCGAAACACGUCAAGAUCGCCGCUCCCGCGGCGUACGCCAAGGAGACGUACCACGUGGACAACUCUGGCGGAGGCUCCAGAGGCACCCCGAAUAUCCACGCGCCGCACCCCAAUCCUACAUCCUACAAGGGCAAUGAACAUACAACCAGAAUACACUACAGCGGAUCCAACGGCGGUGGCGGAUCCCAUCCGCAUCUUGUGGCUGUCGAGCACUACGUACCAGCGCCCGAGCCAGCCAUCGGCGUCGUUAAGGCCGGCCACGGCGGCCACGGCUGGUAAAUGUCGAAGCGCGCGACACCUCAUCCAUCCAACAUAGCCCCCGGUCUAGAGUGGUCCAGAGCGCGCGAGUGCCCUUCCGAGGCCUCGGCAUCCACGGCGACGACCAUCGCGACGAUUCGCGAACCGACCCGCCAGCAGGCGAUCCCCCGCGCGACAUCGGCGACUACGGCAGCAGCGGCAUCAGCGGUAGCGGCUCCCGCCCCCUUCUGCUCGCCUCUCCCGUGAUUCGACAGCCUCAGGAUGGACGCACGUCUUGGACCACCCGCGGACCGCAGCAGACCAGGCAGCCUGACUCGAAAAAACAGCAGUCGUCCGCAACUUCUCUUCUUGAUUACCUUCUUAGCGCUACAUAUGACACGCAAUCACAAACACACACAGACACGAAAGACAACAUCCGCGUCCGGCAAUCUAUCACGCGAUCUACCCCCCCGAUCUCGCGUUCACCAUCACCACCACCUGUCAACAAGAGCGAAAAAUUUCCGUGCGGCGUGUGAUACUUGAAGAAGACGUCACGCAACAUCAGACAGAGCGUUUUUACUUCUUGCCCCACCCCCCACCCAUCCCCUGAUUUAUCAUCGUCGGUCUUUUCUCUCAAACAUUCUCUUCGUUUACCCCCCCACAUUCGGACCCCCCGUUCCCGCUCUAUCCGCCUCUCUAUUUCUCCCUCUUUCUUCGUCUUUUUUUUUCUCUUCUUCGUCCGCGGUGCAAUUUAUUUAUUUUCUAAUAAAAGUUGACUUUUACGUCUUGUGAUAAAACCAGA